Molecule: messenger RNA, 3499 nt
Organism: Eucalyptus grandis
Lineage: Eukaryota; Viridiplantae; Streptophyta; Magnoliopsida; Myrtales; Myrtaceae
Product: probable LRR receptor-like serine/threonine-protein kinase At3g47570
Exons: 2
Coding region: 1-3105 (1034 amino acids)
Biological process (GO): protein phosphorylation
Molecular function (GO): protein kinase activity; protein binding; ATP binding
Source: RefSeq, a predicted model, not a curated record
AUGAAACUCGCGGGCAUUAGUUUUGCAGAGUUUCCAUCAUGCCUCGUGCUUCUCUGUAUUGCUCUUGCACUUUGCUUUAACCAAGUCUCUUCCACCACCAAUGAAACAGAUAAACUCGCACUUCUCGCAUUUAAGGCUGGCAUAACCGGAGAUCCUUUUUGCGUGCUCAACUCAUGGAACAAUAGCAUCAAGUUUUGCCAGUGGUAUGGCGUUACAUGCGGUCGGAGACACACUAGGGUCACGGUCCUGGACUUACAAUCACAAGGACUCUCUGGAUCAAUCUCUCCUCAUAUUGGGAAUCUUAGCUUCUUGAAGGAAAUGCGGCUCCAAAACAACAGUCUCAAUCAUGCAAUCCCUCCGCAAAUCGGCCAAUUGCGCCGCCUUCGUAUCUUACUACUACACAACAAUUCAUUGGUUGGUGAAAUUCCCAAAAACAUAUCAGGUUGCUUGGACUUGUUUGCACUCUGGAUUGGGCGUAAUGAGCUAACUGGAGAAAUUCCUAGGAAGCUCAAUUCAUUGACGAAGCUCCGGGUUUUAGUUUUGCAACUUAAUAAUUUAACCGGGAACUUUCCCUCCUUCAUUGGCAAUUUAUCGUCCCUGGAGAUGCUUCAUUUAGGAGGGAACAACUUGGGCGGGAGCAUUCCCCAAGUUUUAGGCCACCUAACAAACUUGCAAUACAUUAGCCUUGGAAUGAACAGAUUGUCAGGUACAAUUCCACCUUCCUUAUUCAACCUCUCUUCACUAAUUGAUUUUUGGGUUGGAGAGAACCAAAUACAAGGAACUCUUCCAACAAGUAUGGGCCUCAAACUCCCAAAACUUGAAUCUUUUGAUGUAGUUGACAACCAACUUGAGGGGCCGAUUCCUCCCUCAAUAUCGAAUUGCACAAAACUAAGUGCGCUUUGCGUUAGUCUUAAUGGAUUUUCUGGGAAAUUACCAUCAUUUGGAAAUUUGUAUACUUUUAGUUUGCUUGCAGUGUGGGUAAAUCAACUUGGAAAUGGACAACCUGAAGACUUGAGCUUCCUUUGCUCAUUAACUAACAGCACCGAAUUAGUGGAAGUGAAUAUCGGCGAGAACAAGUUUGGUGGGGUGUUACCUAAAUGCCUAGGUAAUUUAUCCACCACUUUGAAAUUAUUUCUUACAAACAUGAAUCAAAUAUCCGGUGAGAUUCCAGAAGAAAUUGGGAAUCUUGUCAGCUUGGAGGUAUUAUUUAUGAAUUCCAACCAACUUUCAGGUGUUAUCCCCUUAAAUUUAGGGAAUCUACAAAAUCUAAAGAUGUUGCAAUUGUGUAGUAACAACCUGAGAGGGACUAUCCCAUCUUCAUUGGGAAAUCUAACCAAGAUGAUACAAUUAGAUCUUAGUGGGAACAACUUUCAUGGGCAAAUUCCUUCACGUCUAUCAAACUACCGGUCUCUUGAUGGACUCGAUCUAUCUUAUAAUAAUCUUAGUGGUGCCAUACCCCCACAUCUUUUCCGUCUCUCAUCAUUAGCCAUCCUUUUGUGUUUGUCUCAUAACCAUCUGACUGGGAUUCUACCCACAGAAGUUGGCAACUUGAGAGCUUUGAGUAAGUUGGACAUAUCUGACAAUUUGUUGGUAGGUGAAAUCCCAAAUAGUUUAGGUGAUUGCACUUCGUUGGCAUCAUUGAGGAUGGAAGGCAACUUCUUCCACGGGUCGAUUCCACAAUCAAUCAAAUCAUUAGGAGGCAUCGAAGAACUAGAUCUUUCACGCAACAAUUUGUCAGGUCAGAUUCCAGAAUUCUUAGCAGUAUUUCAAUCCUUAAAACGUUUGAAUUUGUCAUAUAAUAAGUUUGAAGGUAUGCUACCAAGUGAAGGAAUCUUUAAGAAUGCUGUUGGUACUUCCAUUGUUGGGAACAAUGAGCUCUGUGGUGGCUUGCCGAAAUUUCAUCUCCCCAACUGCAUUUCCAAAAGCCACAAAAGCAUAAAGAUCAAUAUAGUGAUAGUUGUCGUUUCUAUCAUUUCUGGAGUUGUUGGAAUGGCUCUUAUUGCAGCUUUUAUAUAUCUUUGUUGGGUGAAGAAGAAAGUAAAUGAACCAGUUUCAAGUUCAAUGGAUGAUUCACAUUUGAAUGUAUCUUAUGGGACACUCUUAAAAGCAACUGAAGGUUUUUCUUCGGCAAAUUUGAUCGGUGUUGGAGGCUUUGGUUCUGUUUAUAGGGGGAUACUCAAGGACAAUGGAACGGUUGUUGCCGUGAAGGUGCUUCAUUUAGUCCGUCGUGGUGCUCUGAAUAGCUUUAUAGUUGAGUGUGAGGCAUUAAAGAACAUCAAACAUCGAAAUCUUUUGAAGAUACUUACAGUUUGCUCUAGUAGUGAUUACCAAGGAAAUGAUUUUAAGGCCCUAGUCUACAAAUUCAUGGACAAUGGAAGCUUGGAACAGUGGCUACACUCAUACGCAACAUCAUCUCAUGGGAAUAUGCUUCCGAAUAAGUUGAAUUUCAUAUGGAGGAUAAAUAUUGCAAUCGAUGUUGCUUCUGCACUAGAUUAUCUUCAUCACCAGUGCCACAUUCCCAUCAUUCAUUGUGAUUUAAAGCCAAGCAAUAUCCUCUUAGAUGCUGAGAUGGUCGCACAUGUUGGCGACUUUGGAUUGAUGAAAUUCCUUCAUGGAUCAUCCCUUGAUACUGUAGAUAAUCAGAUGAGCUCAAUGGGUCUUAGAGGGACAGUGGGUUAUGCUCCACCAGAAUAUGCGACGGGAUGCAAAGUUUCAAGAGAAGGAGAUGUCUAUAGUUUCGGCAUUCUGUUAAUGGAGAUAUUCACAGGUUUGAGUCCCACUGAUAACAAAUUUAGAGACAAUUUGACUCUUCAUAAUUUUGUUGCAGAAGCUUUGCCUGAACGAGUGUUAGAAGUCACGGACAGCUUUCUGCUUCAAGAAAGAGAGAGCCAUUUAGGCUCCUAUAGUCGUCAGCACUGGUCUUCCGAAAGGGAUAACAUAUUUCAAGAAUGUUUGGUUAUGGUGUAUAAGAUUGGAGUUGCUUGUUCGUACCAAGUGCCGGGUAUACGGAUGAGCAUCAAUGAAGCUGCAAAUCAGUUGCACCAGAUAAGGAAGAAACUCUUUGCAUUGGGUUUACAUGAACGAGAUGAACCAUCGAUAGCUUAAAUAGCUAUCGUACAGGACGCAACUCUUCUAACGUGAAGAACUGUCCGAAAUUGGGCUUAGCCCAGGAUCGGCCCAUCAACCCAAUUAUCGGUUUCAGUCUCCCAGUUGUGAAUCGUCACCGUCAAGAGCCACUCCAUCCGCCCCCACGCCACCACCACCUUAACUCCUAUUCAACAGAGCAGUGAUUAUUUUGUGUCAAUAACGAUGCUUCGUAGGUCUCUCCAACUGUGAAAAUUGUGUUGUUUAGUAAAUUGAGCCUCGUUGUUGAGUUCAUUAGCUCGAAGUAGCUUUUAUUGUUGGUAUUACAAUCAAACGUGAGUGCUGCUCAUCUUUUCUUUGAAUUUGUAAGUUCCUUUUUUGUCUUUAGACAGUGACAGAUUAGUUUUUUUCUUUU